AUGGCGGAGCGUCUCUACCGCGGGACUGCACAUGUUUACGCGCAGAAUUCCGCCGGUUGAAGCUACAGCUUAGUCCGGACUGGAGUACGCCGCAACUGGACGCGGAAUGCUCCGCAUGGGAUGUUUUUAAAACAAUUUAGGCUCCUGUGAACGAACCUCAGCGAAUGGCGUUGAGUGCGAGCCUUGAGCCCGACGAUUAGAAGCGAACUCGUCGACGAAAACAAGGUUGCGGGACCGGCUAGUAGCCAUUUUUCUCAAUCGUAUGCACGUAACAUUGCGGUUCGGGCGGCUCCGCGUUUUCUCGCCGACUUCCCCCUCAGCUAGCUAAGCAAGCAGCGAAAACAAACAGGUCGAGGCGAGGAAAAAAGAGAAGAGAGAAGAUUGGCAGCCGGUUUUGGACGUGGGAAGAAUUGUUUGUCUUGUCCUCAGCGUGGAAGUUGGCGAAGACGACGGCGUUCGUUGGAGUGUCGAGUCCGUCGAGUAUGUUCCCGCUUCCGGACGUUUUGUCAGGGCUCCCGCCGCUGCCGCCCCUUGACGUUUACCAGCCGAGCCGCUUCAUGCUGUAAAAAAGAAAAGAUUUUUUUUUCCACCCCCCGCCCCCCUGGUAAAUUUGCUUCGGACACCCGCGUAGAAAAAUGCACAACCGGCGUCUGGUGAAGCGCUCAGUCCUUGGCAGCCGUGUGUACCCGUCGAGCCCGACCGGCGACGGCGCCCCGGUGACCGGAGAGGUCCAGGCUGUCAAGCAGGAAAGCGCCGAGGACGCGGCGGCCGCGGGGGCUCGGCGCGGCGGGAACACUAGCAGCGUCUACACGGUGCUCCUGCCGGACGGCAGCCUGAAGGAGUUUGCCGAGGACGAGAUAACCGCCGCCGGCUUGAACCACGCGAAGGGGCCACUCAAAUCCAGCUUGAAGAGCUCUGUUAACGGGCACAAGGUGGACGACCCCGAGGCAACGGAGGGCGACCGCCACGAGACAAACGGCAAACGAAUGGAUGCUUGCCGCUCGGUGUCCCUGCUGGAGCAAAAGCGCAAGGUUGUCUCUUCCAGCAUCGACGUCCCGCACGCCAGGCGAUCAGAGGAGGAAGUGGACAUGGACAAGGUGACAGCCGCCAUGGUCCUCACCAGCCUCUCCACCAGCCCGCUGGUCAGGAGUCCGCCCGUCAAAGUCAAUGAGGCUCUUAGUGGCUCGUGGAAGGAGAACGGCUCUACGGGUCUUUUCACUCCAUCCAGCAAUGGCUCGUCGGGCGGCUACUGGAGCUGGUCGGCACCCAGCGACCAGUCCAACCCGUCCACACCGUCGCCGCCCCUCUCGGCUGACAGCUUCAAACCCUUCCGGGUGCCCAGCGGAGUGCCCCCUAACACGGGGACCGAGGACCCCAGCCUGGAGGAGACGGACGGCAGCAGCCUGCUCUUUGACGAGCCCAUACCACGCAAGCGCAAGAAUUCUAUGAAGGUGAUGUUCAAGUGCCUGUGGAAGAACUGCGGCAAAGUCCUGAGCACUGCCGCCGGAAUCCAGAGGCACAUUCGCACCAUCCACCUCGGCCGCAGCUGCGACUCGGACUGCAGCGACGGUGAGGAAGACUUCUACUACACCGAGAUCAAGCUCAACACGGACACGGUGGCUGAGGGCCUGAGCAGCCUGUCGCCGGUGUCGCCCUCCGUCCUGAUCCCGCCUCCCCAGCCGGAUGCCCACGGGGCCGCGCCCGUGCCCCUGUCCCCAUUGCCGCCUCCCUGGAUCAAGGAGCCUCACUCAGGCAGUGUUACGCCGCUCAGCCGCUCUGCGCCCAGCGCGCUCUACCUCAUCCAUGCCGAUCACGCCUACCAGGCCACGCCUCCGAUGUCCAUCCCGCCCAAUGGGGCCACCAACCCGGCGGCCUCCUACAGCUUCACACCCACCAAUGGCUCAGGCUUCAGCAUCUCUUGGCAAUCACCGCCCCUUGCUUUCACCGGCAACAGGGUCAUGAAACACACGUGCACACAAACACCAGCAGCGGUGUCACCCAGUAAGAGUCAGGGCUUCGCCGACCAGCGUUCCCAAACCAUCACUGUCCUUUCAUCCCCGCCCAGAGCCACAGCCGCCCUCAGUCGUAAAGUGCGCAGCGAAGGCAAGAAGUGUCGCAAAGUAUACGGGAUGGAGAACCGCGACAUGUGGUGCACUGCCUGCCGCUGGAAGAAAGCCUGCCAGAGAUUCACAGACUAGACGGACGUCAGAGCGGCCUAAACAGUGCGGGGAGCAUCGCAACGGUCCCUUGAGCUCCGCCUUUGCCCGCAAAGCCCCCAUUCCUCCAUUCCAGUAGGUGUGCCGAUCCUGGAUGACUUUGUCGUCAUACCCAAAGUGCAGCUAAAAAAAAUGGUGCGAGGAAAAAUGACAUUUCUGGUGUUUUUCAUUUUGUUUUUUUGCUUUUUGUUCUUUUUGAAGAUGCGCUGCAAAAACACGAGCUUUUUCUGACUCUGACGUCAAACGUCUCUGCUAGCUAAGUUAAAGAAAAGCGGGAACAGCGUGACAUUGUCAUGGUUUUCUUAUUUCAUUUUGAGCAACUUGUCCAGAACAUUUCUUGCCUGCAUCCUGCCCCCUUUUUCAAACGGAAACCAAGAAACAUCCAGAUAAACCAGACUAGUUUUGUCACAAACUUUACAACGAGGAACUAAUUUUUAUUCCCUCAAAUGCUGAAGAGAAUUCGGGGAACACCUUGAAGGAACAAAGUUAUCAUCAUUUUCAUCUCUUGUUUUACCUCGGUCAGUUUUUUGUGAACAUCCAAGCGAUUGCCAACCUGGCCCUCCAUGUACGUUCUGUUGAGUGAUUUAAACCCAAGGAACCAAAUCCCAAAAAAAGAGCAGCUUUUGUCAGAAAUGAUUCAAAACAAGAAGUUGAUGGGAAACUUCCCCACAAACGUUAAAACGAAAAAGCUAGAGAGCACCCAAAGGAGCAGGGUGAGGUAGGUCUUCAUUGUCUUGAGCUUUUGUUUUCCAUUUGUCAGUACUUUUCCAUCACCAGCAUCAUACUUUCAUGCAAACUUUGGCUUUUCUAAACAGAACGUCCAAGCCAAGACAAACAAAAAAUGAAAAAGUUGGGAACAUCAAUGGGGAACAUCAUAUCAGCGUUAUGGUCUAAAUUCCUCGUUUUAUGUCAUGGUUUGUUUUGGGUUUUUUUCAGCAAUUUGUUGCCCCAAGAGACCAUUUGAACAACAUAGUUGGACAGUCUCAACCGGAGGUUUCUCCUUUGUUUGUUUGAUCAAGUAUGGAAUUUUUGGAUUUUCACGUGAAAACUUUGGAAACAAAAGCUUAUUUCAUUUGUUAGCAUUUUGUUUCCGUUCCGUGAUUACUCGUGUUGGUUUUUUUCUUUUCCGAUCGACGAACAACCGCCUUAAACGCAUUCUGUCCGAUGCCUCAAUUGGACAUUAGCCUUUAUGUCGCUUUCAAAAUUAGUUAAAAUUGUCGUGCUUCUUCUAUACAAUUUGGUCAAACCAAAUAUUCACAGCUCUUUUGUUUGUCAACAUAGUACCGUAUUUUUCGGAAUAUACGUCGCAUUAGCCAUAAAAUGCACAAUAAAGUGAAAAAAAACAUAUACAAGUCGCUCUGGAGUAUAAGUUGCAUUUUGGGGGAAAUCUAUUUGACAAAAUCAAACACCAAGAACAGACAUGAAUGAGCAACAACAGGCUAAACGAUACGUAUGCUAACGUGACAUAAACACAAACGAAGAGCUGAGAACAAGCCUGACGUAACAUUCAGUUAUUCAAAUAACUAUUACAUAAAUAACACGUUUAUUACACCACAUUACAGUGGAGCCUCGGUUUUCAAACGUCCCGGUUCUCGAACAAAUCGAUAUUCGAACAAGAAAUUCGAGAUUCUUGUCGGACAAAAUUCGGUCGUCGAACCUAUCGAGAUGAGCCGAAAGGACCCUCAUGCCAACUGACUCCAUUCGUUAUUACGUUCUCGUUACUCUGAGGAUUGCAUCAAGUCUAAUCAUGCCUCCAAAGGAAGCAAGUAAAGCCAUCCUAAAACCCAAAGACGCUCCUAAAGCAAUCCGACACUGAGCGUGAUGCGUUUGCGCAAUCGGACCAAAUAAACUCCCUGGGCACUGAGGUCCAAAUUAAAUUUUGGAAAGUACAUUAGGGCUUUAAAAAUAUUUUCUAAAUUUUAGCGACCGCUCUGUCACAAUAAUGCGACCAGCGUGGUGCAGUUGCGCGGUCAGCGGUGCGCAACGGUUGGGCGAUCUGACAAAAUUAAGCCCCCUGAGCACUGAUGUCCACUCAAAUUUUAGAAAGUACAGCAGGACUUCAAACAUAUUUUCUAAAUUUCAGCGACGCCCCUGUCACAAUAAUGCGACCAGCGCCGUGCAGUUGCGCGGUCGGCGACGGGCUACGGUUGUGCGUUCGACGGUGCGCUGCAGUUGCGCGAUUGGACAAAAAUGCGCAAAUGAAAAAAUGCUUAAAAAAGGCGGAUUUUUUGGUUUGGAACGGAUUCAUUUUUUUCCCAUUAUUUGUAAUGGGAAGAUAUAAUUCGGAAUUCGAAGGAUUCACUUCUCGAACAGCCUUCUGGAACGGAUUGUGUUCGAAAACCGAGGCUCCACUGUAUAAUAACUAUCAUAUACCGUUUUUUUCCGUGUAUAAUGCGCCUCCAUGUAUAAUACGCACCCUAAAAAUGGCAUGUUGAUGCUGGAAAAAAGCCUGUACCCAUGUAAAAUACGCACCCAAUUUUUCUGAUUUUUUUUAAAUUUAUUUUUAUUUAUUUUUAAGUCCCAAUGAUCGUCACACACGCAGCGAGGCAAUGGGUCCCAUUUUUAUAGUCUUUGGUAUGGUCUUAACUAGGCUGGAUGUAAUUUUUUUUGUUGGCGUUGAUUUCUCCGAUCAGUGCGCACAUGUGAAAAAGGCGUGCGGACGUGAAAAAGGUGGCUCUGUAUGGGAGAGACGUUGAAGAGGAAUAAAAACACCCUUGGAAACCAAAACUUGCCCCUCGUCGUGACUCGGAGCCGCAACAAAUGUUUCGGAUAUGUGUAGGGUACAUUGUGACAGAAAACGAGCAGGUGAUCGAGCAAGCGUCUGAUACGAGAGCAUUGCGGUCGUAUGGAGCGUGUUUGAAGUGAACAGCAGAGACGAAAGGAACAAGGCAAAGUGUUGUGAAAUAAAAUAUUACCUGUAAUACGCAUUUUGUUAUUUGCUGAUUGAAACUGCUAAUUAAACUGUGAAUUGAAACUAAUAGGAAGAAAACAACUCUCGCUCUUUAUAUAGCUGACGUGUCUUGCGCAGUCAUACUGCCUCCGUAUGACGUCCGGUCCGCGAUGGAGGUUAAAAAACAAAAAAUAUUUGACAAUAACACACCAUCAAGGAUUGCACCAUCGCAUCAAACGAUGUGUCGUCAAUUAUGAAUUUUACUGACUAAGUGUGUUGGGCAGGAUGCUGAAUGCGAUGCGCGAUUGACAACAAACAAGAAGAAAGGUGAUUUCAAGUUUUAUUUCGAGGGAGAUUUGUCAUGUCUCGUCCCCAGUUUUGCUAUGUGUCUAGGUUGCCAUAGUUUCUGUUCGCGUCGCCCCUCCCUUCCUGUGUCACCUCAAUCAAUGUAACGUGUUUUGUAUUUAAGUCCUGUCUGCCCCUCGCUCACCGUCGGAUCAUUGCAUGUGUUACUGUCAUGAUGUCUGUUUGGUUUCUAUUCCUGUCUUUGGUAAUGUCACCCUGUCUUAUUUGUUCCACGUCUUUGUCGGUCAGUCCUGUUGUUGGUUUUGUUGUACCAUGAUUUUCUAAAAAAAAUAAAAUAAUUAAAAAAAAAAUUGUACCCAUGUAUAAUGCGCACCCCAGAUUUUAGGACAAUAAAUUAGUUAAAUUUCGUGCAUUAUACAUGGAAAAAAACGGUAAACAACAAUAUUACCAAACCGUCUGUCACUCCAAAUAAUUAAAUCCAUCGAUCAAAUUAAUAAUAAUAAUGACAAGGCUGACGUCAUUAUUCCACAGAUCUAGUAUAUGACUAUAUUGUAGCGUUAACUAGGUACCAGGAAAGACGUGGGUUUGGUAAACUGCUCUUUAUUCAACAAAACAAGACUUCAACGAGCCAACAAUUACUGAACUGUAACGAUAAAACCAUAUACAAGUUGCUACACGAAAUAAAAUAUAUCAAAUAACUAUAACAUAAAUAGUUCACGGCCACACGGCCCCAAGCACCGGCGUGGACUUCCAGGCGUGUGGCGGUGUGGACUUCCAUCCCCGGAGGUGGCACUUCCAGCCUCCGUAGAUUAGGACCGGGCAUGCGUAGGAGCAGUGUCCGACCCCCAUCCACCGUCCCCGGACAGCCAGCUGCCGCGCGCUGGCCUCCGACUUCCAGCCGCGGAGGUGGAAAAGAGCUCCGUAUAAUAGGACCGGGCGUGCGUAAAAGCCAUGUCCGAGGCCCAUCCACCGUCCCCGGGCAGCCAUUCGGCCGAGCGCCGGCUCCCGACUUCCAUCCACGGAAGUGAAAGAGAGCUCCGUAGAGUAGGGCCAGACGUGCGUAAAAGCCUUAAUAGAUUUUCAAACCUUCUGUGUCACUCCAAAUCAAACUCUUCGUCCUCCGUGUCACAAAGCCGCUAAUGAUGCCGGUAGUACGUGGGGCCCUUCGUCAUCUUCAUGAUCCCGUGAUCGAAUCUUUGUCCUUUAUGUAAACAACCGUCGCCCCGCUGACGUCACUUGCCGUUCAAAUUAAAGUAAUCCCUUGCUACAUCGCGGUUCGUUUCUUGCGGUAUCACUUUUUUUUUUCUCAAUUUUGAAAAUUUGUGAAAGAAUUCACAUAUAAGUCACUUCUCAGUAUAAGUCGCCCCCCCACCCAAACUAUGAAAGAAAACGCGACUUAUUGUCCGAAAAAUAUGGUAUGUCAUGAUUCCGCGAUAACAAAUAAAAAUGAAACAUUACUAGUUUUGACUUUUAUGCCAUUCCAUUUAAAUGCAUCGUAUUUUGUUUUCUUUUUGUUUGUUUCUAUGUUCUUGCUAGGUUGAUUGGCAUCUCAAAGGAUGGCCCGCUAAAUUGUGGGCUCAAACCAGAGCUCGGUGCUACGUUAGCCGCUAACCUGCCAGAUACAAUUCACAUACUUGGACUGUAAAAAUGACUGGAAUCCAUCUUAUUAAGAUGGAAGCGCUACUCCAUUGACAUUGACAUUUUGUACAAAUUUUUGCUACUGUAGAUGUAGAACGUGAAAAUAAAAACCACCUGACUUAAAUUUUAUUCAAUCUAUACCUCUUGGCGUUACUUUCAUCAAGUGUAAAGGGUAUCGUUUUGAUUGCCGUUUUAGUUUGUUUUAACCCAAUAAGUUCUGAGAGAAGUACAAGUCAAUUUUUUUCUUCAUAGUUAAUUAUGUAAAAUACGACAUUUUUCGCUAGACUUUACUAGCCCAAGGGGGGGGGGGGUUAACAGACAGUACGGGGUGGCACUUGAGGCCGUUCCCCUUUUAUUCAUAAAGUAAUGUUUGCGAUGUUAGCUAACAUAAAUUUCAGAUUCACGAAUGUGCCUUGAUUGAACUUGCAGAGUGGAUGUCUCUGGAAUGCAGUGCGACUGUUUCCAAGUCGGGUUUUUAUUUUCUGGAAGCCGUCGGGACUUUUCUAUUACAUUUUUCUGUGUUGUUGUUUUACGACAAUGUUAUGUGCUGUGUUUUUGAUAGUAUAAGUAUAUUAUGUUAAAUUCACAUACUGCUUGUGUGUUUCCCCUUCUUGACAAGGGCUUGUACAUAAUUAUGGUGUAAUUAUUAUGCGAAUUUCUUUUUCAUAAAUUGUUGGAAAAGUCUCAUAGCACGUCACACAGCCAAUCAGAUCGUCCGCCUUAAUGCAAAACCGUAAAGGACGAUAACGACGGCAUACUGGCAGACAUUAUUCGUGAUUUUAAACAGAAAUGCAGCUUGUGAAUAUGCAGCGCGGACGAUCUCAUUGACCAACUCUGCAAUCAUGACCUCAAGAAUUCAACACAAGUGGUGUAAAUACGCUAAUAGUAUUGAUUCCCCGAAAAUAAUUGCCUAUGUCGCAUGUGCAUGUCUAACAUGUUGAAAUUAGUUAAGACGUUGUGAUGUGUUGUCCAUGUUUCAGAUUCGAGAACAAAACGUGUCAAUCAUGUGUCAAAUGUUUGCCACGUUACAAAUAUUCUAAUUUAUGACCAAAUCACUGUUUCAUACAGUUGCCAAUAUUUGGACGUAACAAGCAAUUGUUGUUGUUUUUAACCAAAAUCAUCAAAAUUAUGUCAGAAAUUUUGGCAAUGUUCCAAAGACCCCAGUUUCAUCUUUCAAAACAAUGAAUAUGUUUGCAUAGGUUCAUAGAGUAAAAGUUAUUUUGUAUAUUUGUUGAUCGGACUAAAUUUAACAUGACACCAAUUUUUUUAUUAAAAAUAUUUUGGUAGUUUAUCUUAUUUUAGCAUAGACAGAAUUAUGUUUGUUCGUUUCUUGCAAAGGCAUCAAUGUCUUUAUCAAAAACUUCUACUUCCAUCUUUCAAAACUGACAUUUGCAAACACGAUGCGAGUAUAGGCUAGGUAUUAGGGGUGUAACGAUUCAUCGAUACUAGAGAUGCACCGAUCCGACUUUUUCAGUUCCGAUACCGAUGCCGUGGCUUUGCGUAUCGGUCGAUACCCGAUACCGAUCCGAUAUUAUGGUUGACUUAACAAGCUACAUAACUCUACAUGUGGAACAGAAAAGACCAAAGGCAAUGGCAUCAGGCAGACUACACAGUUCUUUGCUCUAAAUUAGGGGUGUCCAAACUAACGGUCCAGUUUUUAUUGGCCCGCAGCAAAUUCUGAAAACAUAAUUGGAUAUGGCCCGCACAAGAAGCUUGAGCUCAGCUUCUCAGUUUCCACACUAGAUGGAGCCCGCCACACAAAGCGUUUGACGUCCCAUUAACACCCCCCCGGAAGAGAAGCGAACACGCAGCGUUUGACAUCCGAUUAGCCUCCGCCCCCACCUCCCCCCCCCCCCCAUUCGGGAGAGAAGCGAACGCGCAGCCUUUGACGUCCCAUUAGCAACCCGAAGAGAAGCGAACGCGCAGGGUUUGACGUCCGCUUAGCAACCCGGGGAAGAGAAGCGAACGUUCGCUCCAUGUUUGCGUUUGUUUAGAAAACUCUCGUGGCAUGCGGCACACGUGCUGCUGACGUAUGACGUAGCCCGCGUCCCAAUAGAUUAAGGAAAGUAUCGGCUCACAGAUCGGCUGUAUUUUCCGAUACCCGAUCCAUCUAUUUUGUUGAUAUCGGGGCCGAUAUCCGAUCCAGAUAUCGGAUCGGUGCAUCUCUAAUCGAUACACAUCGAUACAUCGAUAUAAUGCUCUACGAUUUAUUGGCAUCAAUGCUAAACGUAAACAUCGUUUUAUAUCGCCGUGUUUGACGCGACUUUAUUUUGAAAUCCAGUUCAUUGUUGCUUGCUUCCUCUUUCCGGGAGCGCACUGCGCGUGUUGUGUUGUGAGCAGAGCACGCACGUGAAAGGGGAGUCGACAACUAGUACGCGGCUCCUGGGCUGGUGCUAUGGCUAGUGUCCAAAAAGACGAGGAAAUUUGCUCCCCUUUAGGCUUCAAUUCAUUCGUUUGGAAGCACUUUGGAUUCCAAAGAAAAUAUGGCUCAACGGACAAGACACGUGCAGUUUGUAAAUCCUGCCAUGCGGUGAUCAAAUAUGCAGGGAGCACAAAUCUCGCCGCACAUUUACAGGGCUCGAAGCUUAUUUUUUGCCCAAGUUGCCCUCGGGCAAGUUGGAGAAAAUUUUACUUGCCCGAAACAAAAUUUUACUUGCCCAAAUUUUUUUGGAGUGGAUUUUUACUUGCCCGACACAUUUUUUCAAUAAAAAAGACAACACUAUAAGUUUUGCCUUCAUAUGUUUUUAUUCCAUCAUAUUGUGCCUGCAGCCUGUUUUAAUACAGUGUAGAACUUUUGAUGCAAUUAAACCACACUAGUCUACUGUAGUACCAAAAUUCAACCGGAAACAAGCUCUGCUGGUGCGCAGGCGCAGAAGAGCCAGGGACGGGUGAGGGAGCAUGCAUUUAAUUACGAAGCGCUUUGCCGUUAUCAAUGUAUUGCAGACUUACACGAGGAACUAACCGCUCCCUAGAAAACAAAAUGUCGGACCAGAAGCGGCAGAAGUUGCGAGAAAUUAUGCACAAAAUCGUCUUUUUACAGCUUGAAAACAUGGUAUUAUGGCAGGGCAAGUUCGGGCAAGUGAGGAAAAAUUCUACUUGCCCGUCUGCCAUCGCUACUUGCCCCGGGCAAUCGAGCAAUCGUUAGUUUCGAGCCCUGAUUUAAAGAAAAAACACGACAUCAAAGUUCAGUGUUAAAAUACGCACUUUGUAUACUACAAUGCUCUUAUAAUUUCCUAAAUAAAGAGUUUGCAGUACCUUGUUGAUUUUGCGUAUGAAUUGUUAUAAAUCAGGAUAUUGUUCUAUAUUUUUUAUUUAAAAAUAAUAAUAAUAUCGAUCGUAGAGCACUAUAUCGCGAUAUAUCGUGAAUGAAUCGCAGCAGGCUUUAAGAUAUCGGCAAAUAUCGUAUCGUAGUUCUUUGUAUCGAUAUGAUAUCGCAUCGUGACAAAACCCGCGAUUUACACCCCUACUAGGUAUAGUCACUUUGUUCCUUUUCCAUAAGACAUCAACUCCAAAGCUUCAAUUCUUAUUGGACAUAAAAGCUCACUUUGUGAUGUUUUGAUGAGUUUGCUUCAAAAACUAAAAUUUGGUGAGGAAUCAUGUUUGUGGCUAAGGACUUCAGUUGCUGAGCUUGUACACCGAACUGGGUGGCAAAAAUAUGAAUGAUACGUAGGUUUUUAGCAAAGAAAAUUGAGAAUACUAGCAUAGUUAAUCAAAAGGCUCUUUUUCCUGUUUUUAAGAAUUUGAUAUAAAACAUGACCAUAUAUAUAUAUAUAUAUACACAAUCAUGUUAAGCAUCAAAGCUAAUCUCAUGAAGCUAAGAUGUUACUUUCCAUGGUUUUCUUGGUUACUCGUGAUAAACCUCCACUUGAAGCAUUUGCAAUAUAAACAAAAAUGUAUAUAUCAAAAUAUAUAUGUUGUAUCUCAUAUAGUACUCUAUUCAAUAGAGUCUAUUGCAUCCAGGUUGUUUCUUUUUAAGAUCAUACUCAAAUUAAAUGUAAAGAUGAAUUUAUACACACUGACUGUUAAAUCAUGCCAUACACACGCGCUGUAUAAUUGUUUUUUGACACUUGUGUUGGUUCUGGUGCUGUACAAUUUUGGGUUUGUUUUUAAUUACAUGUGAAGGGAUUUUAACAAAAUUAUUAGUUUGGUUUCUUUGCUGGCAUUGUUUGUUAAAAGUGGUGUCACCAGUAUGUGUGUGUGUUUUUUUUUUUUUUCAAUAAUAAUAAUAAUAUAUAUCAUUGGAUGGUGCCUUUCUGACACUCAAGAACACCUUAUAUCAGGGGUGCCCAAACUUUUUCAGCUCGCGAGCUACUUUUGAAAUCAACUCAGUGGCCUAGUGGUUAGAGUGUCCGCCCUCAGACUGGAAGGUUGUGGGUUCAAACCAGGUCAUACCAAAGACUGUAAAAAUGGGACCCAUUGCCUCCCUGCUUGGCACUCAGCAUUAAGGGUUGGAAUUGGGGGUUAGAAGGAGUGGAGCUCUUUACAAGCCCUAGGAUUCGUCUCCCUUUUUGCACAGUUAUUGAUAUAAUAAUAUGUGCUAAACAAUAAACUAACUAAAAGAAAUGACCAAGUCACAAAGAUCUACCCACUAAAAAAUAAUGUUUUUGUAUAUAUAUAUAUAUAUAUAUAUAUUAGGGGUGUAACAUCACAUCGAUUAAUCGAUAUAAUGCUCUACAAUUUAUUGGCAUCGAUGCUAAAGGUAAACAUCGAUUUAUAUCGCCGUGUUUGACCUCGGACAUUAGACGCGACUUUAUUUUGAAAUCCAGUUCAUUGUUGCUUGCUUCCUCUUUCCGGGAGCAGUGCGCCCGGCGUUGUUGUGUUGUGAGCAGAGCACAAACGUGAAAGGGGAGUCGCCAACUAGUACGCGGCUCCUGGGCUGGUGCUAUGGCUAGUGUCCAAAAAGACGAGGACAUUUGCUCCCCUUUAGGCUUCAAGUCAUUCGUUUGGAAGCACUUUGGAUUCCAAAGAAAAGAUGGCUCAACGGACAAGACACGUGCAGUUUGUAAAUCCUGCCAUGCGGUGAUCAAAUAUUCAGGGAGCACAAAUCUCGCCGCACAUUUAAAGAAAAAACACAACAUCAAAGUUCAGUGUUAAAAUAAGCACUUUGUAUACUACAAUACUCUUGUAAUUUCCUAAAUAAAGAGUUUGCAGUACCUCUUUGAUUUUGCGUAUGAAUUGUUAUAAAUCAGGAUAUUAUUCGAUAUUUUUUAUUUAAAAAAAAAAACUAUAUUGAUCGUAGAGCACUAUAUCGUGAUAUAUCGUGAAUGAAUCGCAGCAGGCUUUACGAUAUCGGCAAAUAUCGUAUCGUAGUUCUUUGUAUCGAUAUUAUAUCGUAUCGUGACAAAACCCGCGACUGCGUGUGUGACGAUCAUUGGGACUUAAAAAAAAAACAAUUAAAAAAAAAAAAAAUUAAUUAAAAAAUUGGGUGCGUAUUAUACAUGGGUACAGGCUUUUUUCCAGCAUCAGCAUGCCAUUUUUAGGGUGCGUAUUAUACAUGGGGGCGCAUUAUACACGGAAAAAAACGGUAAACAAUUUCUUCCAGAUAACUACAGUAAAUUAGUCAUUUUAAUUAAAUCUGUACAACAGGUUGGUGGACGAUUCGGUCAACAUGGGGCUGCACUACAUCCUGCGCCACCUAGACCGGACCACCAGCACUGGCGCACCCCUGGGGUGUGUACUUUCCCCACUGCCCUUCUCUCUCUACACCAGGGGUGUCAAACUAAUUUUUUUCACAGGCCGCAUUGUUGUCAUAGCUUCUUUCGGAGGGCCAUUAUGACUGUCAACCCAAAUAAAUGUAUGAGCACCUCAUAUUAUAUACAGUAAAAGCUACAAAACAAACUGACAAAUACCAUUUUUUUCCAUGUAUAAUGCGCCCCCAUGUAUAAUACGUACCCUAAAAACGGCAUGUCAAUGCUGGAAAAAAAGCCUGUACCCAUGUAUAAUACGCACCCAAAUUUUUUAUUUAUUUAUUUUUUAUUUUUUAAGUCCCAGUGAUUGUCACACUGCGGACAUGUGAAAAAGGCGGCUCUGUAUGGGAGAGAAGUUGAAGAAGAAUAAAACACCCUUGGAAACCAAAACUUGCCCCUCGUCGUGACUCGGAGCCGCAACAAAUGUUUCAGAUUUGUGUAGGGUACCGUAAUUUUCGGACUAUAAAUCGCGGGUUUUUUCAUAGUUUGGGUGGGGGGGGCGACUUAUACUCAGGAGCGACUUAUAUAUGUUUUUCUUUUCAAAGAUUUUCAAAAAAAAAAAGUGGAACCGCAAUGUAGCAAGGGAUUACUGUAAUUUGAAUUUCAAGUGACGACAGCAGCGCAACGUCG
Syngnathus typhle (broad-nosed pipefish) is the source of this 13367-nucleotide messenger RNA. RefSeq names its product zinc finger protein 704 (gene znf704). Bases 636 to 2198 code for a protein of 520 amino acids. Lineage: Eukaryota; Metazoa; Chordata; Actinopteri; Syngnathiformes; Syngnathidae. Gene Ontology annotation, molecular function: DNA-binding transcription factor activity; RNA polymerase II cis-regulatory region sequence-specific DNA binding. The record is from RefSeq and is a predicted model, not a curated record. Gene Ontology annotation, cellular component: nucleus. Gene Ontology annotation, biological process: regulation of transcription by RNA polymerase II. The transcript has 9 exons.